UUUUUAAUUAAUUGAAACAAAAAAAAAUUAUUUGUAAAUAAUGGCUGAUCAUGAUAAUGAAGUUAUAAUUAAUGAUAAUGGUUCAUCAACAUCAUCAUCAAAUGGUGAUUAUGAAUUGAUUACAAAUCCAAUGGAACAAUUAACAAUUGGACAACCAGUACAGAUUGUAAAAGUAACUGAUAAUCGUAAAUUUGAAUUAGAUGUUGAUGCACUUGAAUCAAUAUUAUUACGUGAAUCAAUUCGUGAUAAACCUGUAGCUGUUGUAUCGAUUGCUGGUGAUUUUCGUAAAGGAAAAUCCUUUAUGUUAAAUCAUUUUCUUGGAUAUCUACAAGCAACUAGUACCAAUAAUAAUAGUAAUAAUCAUAAUAAUAACCAAAAUGAUGUUUCAUCAUCACCAUCAUCAACAUCUGAUGGUUGGUUAUCUGAUCCAAAAGCACCAUUAAAAGGAUUUUCAUGGCGUGGUGGAUGUCAACGUGAUACAACCGGUAUACUUAUGUGGUCAGAACCAUUUAUUGUUCGUACUGAAGAUAAUAAAGAAGUUGCCGUCAUUCUUAUGGAUACACAAGGUGCCUUCGAUAGUGAAUAUACUAUAAAAGAUUCAGCCACUGUUUUUGCAUUGUCUACAAUGACAUCAUCGAUACAAGUUUUUAAUAUAAUGCACAAUCUACAAGAAGAUAAUUUACAGGUAUUGGAAAUUUUCCUUGAAUAUGGCCGUCUUGCAUUGGAAUCGGUACAUGAGAAGCCAUUUCAAAAAUUAGUUUUUCUUAUACGUGAUUGGUCAUAUCCAUAUGAACAUCCAUAUGGAUUUGAUGGUGGUCAUCGAUUAUUGGAAAAGAAAUUAGAACUUAAAGAUACAAUGCCUGAACAAUUGCAACGUGUUCGCCGUAAAAUACGAGAAUGUUUCAAAGAGAUUGGCUGCUUUCUUAUGCCUCAUCCUGGUUCGAAUGUUGCUACGGCACAAAAUUUUGAUGGCCGUCUUGAUGAUUAUCAUCCGGAUUUUGCUAAUCACCUUCGUCAAUUUGUUCCAAGCCUAUUGUCACAGAAUAAAAUUAUACCCAAAGAAAUCGGUGGCCGACCAAUAACCGGCCGACAAUUGUUGGAAUAUUUCAAAGUUUAUAUCAAUGUAUUUGCUGGUGAUACAAUGCCCGAACCGAAAACAAUGUUGGAAGCUACAGCUGAAGCAAACAAUCUAAAUGCAGUAGCCGUUGUAAAAGAUAUUUAUACAAAUGAAAUGGAAAGCAUUUGUGGUGGAAAUCAACCAUAUAUAAAUCCAACAACAUUGGAACAACGUCAUGCUGACCUGCUGUUCAAAUGUAUGGAAGAAUUUGAUGCCAUUCCAAAAAUGGGAGGUGCUGAAUAUUCUGUAUCAUAUCGUGAACGAUUGGAAGAAGAAUUAAUUCAAGCAUUCGAACAUUUUGCCAUACAAAAUAAAAGUAAAAAUGUUUUCGGCCUAUUCGGUACACCAUUAAUCCUUUUGGUAGCCUGUUUCAUUUGUUUUAUGACUGCACGUAUCAUUGAAGUUUUCGGUGUACAAAAAAUUGCCAAUAUAUUCGUUUCUAUUGGUACAAUGGAUUUGGCCAUAUUUAUUGUCUAUGUUUUUGGUCGUUAUUCAGGCAAUUACCCUAGUUUGGUAACAAUUAUUGAUCAAUUUUCUGAACAACUUUGGUUAUUUUUAUUGGAUAAUCUGCAGUCAUUCAUACAAUCACAUACAGCAUCAACAAUCACACAAGCUACCGGUUUGAAUGUAACAUCAUCAGCAGCCGGAAAUAUGACAAGAAAUUUUUCAACAAAUCAAACCAAUAUCACUAAUACUACCUCACCAAUAUCAGGUCGAAGUGGUGCUGGUAGUAGUAGUCAUCAAUUACAAUCCGAAUUACAUAAAAGAAAAACGCGGAAAGAUUGAUUAUAUAUCGAUGAUGGUACAUGAAGAAAAAAUUUGACCAACCAACAUUAAGCAGCAACCAAAAAAAAACGACUGAUUUAACUGAAUGAAUUUGAAUUGAGUGUCAUCUAAUCUCCAUUGGCAAUAACCUGUUAAUUAAUCAACUAAUUAAGUUAAUCGCAUUAUGAUGAUGAAUUUAUGAAGAUAUUUCCAAACACAUUUAU
Dermatophagoides pteronyssinus (European house dust mite) is the source of this 2106-nucleotide messenger RNA. It is a transcript of the gene atl, whose product is annotated as atlastin GTPase. Gene Ontology annotation, molecular function: GTPase activity; GTP binding. NCBI's taxonomy places the organism in Eukaryota, Metazoa, Arthropoda, Arachnida, Sarcoptiformes, Pyroglyphidae. The record is from RefSeq and is a predicted model, not a curated record.